AUGGCGUCCGUCAAACCUGACGUGCAACUCUACUCUAGCGGCAUCAAUCCGAAUGCAUGGGUGAAAGACACAGAGUUCUGGUCACAGGACGGGAACGUCGUGCUGUUUGCUCAGGGCCGUGGGUUCCGAGUGCGCCACGAUAACCUCAUGUUUCAAUCCGAGGUCUUGGAGGACAUGUACAAUUCGGCUUUUCUGGAUACUGCUGCCUACAUUGAGGGCUGCCCUGUGGUGCAUCUACAGGGUACUUCAUGGGAGGUGUGGUCGUUGUUGGCAAUGAUAUUGCACAAGAAGGAACCGCUACGUUCUGACAUCGUGUGCGGCGCAGUGCGGCUCGCACACAAAUACAACAUUUCGAAAUUGUUGAAGGCGGGCCUCAAGCGUCUCAAGUCUUUCUUUUGCGAGGACUUGGCUACUUGGCGGUCGGUGUUCUCCAAAAUGCACAGCGGCCUCAUUCUGGUCAGAUUGUGCGACGCUAUAGCAGUCGUACACGUCGCCUACCUCACCAACACGCCGUCUCUACUUCCUACGGCACUAUUCGUGUGCACGCUUCUGCCUGUCAGCACACUCAUCGAUACAACCACUGCUCUCUCUGAGCACGAGAAACUGCGACCAGACCUGCUCAUCAAGUGCCUCGAAGCCAAGGCCUUCUAUGCUCGAGACGCCGUAGUGGUGGCCGCCCGACUUUUCAGUCUGUGGUGCACGCACAAGCCGACAGCACGGAGCUGUGGGUGCCAGAGUUUCAUUGCGGGCUGGUAUGACAUCGGUGUCACGCGUCUUAUGGACGUUGAACGUCGGAUUGAGACGACGAAAUAUGUCGAUUCGCAGUACACCGCCUUCGGCGGGUGGAAGGAGCACAUCACCGAGUGGAUGGAUAAUCGCAUGCCGUCAGAGUCGAUUCCGGUACCGUGUCGGGAAUGUGGAACAGAGCUGCUUGCGAAAGAGAACGAGGAGUGCUGCCGAGCAUGGCAGGAAUUACCUGAACGGUUCGGUCUGUCGGAGGCUCUCCCCAACUGGGCCUACGAGCUAGGUGGACGUCGUGGUGUUGACUAUUCCUUCACUUGGCUAUAUCGUGCCUAG
Molecule: messenger RNA, 1077 nt
Organism: Postia placenta MAD-698-R-SB12
Lineage: Eukaryota; Fungi; Basidiomycota; Agaricomycetes; Polyporales; Adustoporiaceae
Exons: 2
Coding region: 1-1077 (358 amino acids)
Source: RefSeq, a predicted model, not a curated record